CCAAGGCAGUGCUGCAAUCUACCUAGCCAACCUAUCAAGCAAGUAAACUCCCUGUUGGAGGCCUCCCAUGGUUUAGCCAGCUCUCCUGACCACAAACUUCCGAUGAAAAUAUGCACCAGGUGUGCUGGCAAGACACAAUAAUGCCAUGAAGAGACCAGUAUUACAGUGAGAAUUUUCAUCAUGCCAAAAAAAAAAAGUUCUGAGUUCUAGACUAUGCUCAUUUAUCUAUACAUCAAGCCUCACCUGUCAAUUUACAAUACUUCCUGACCCAAAACUCUGUCCAGGGGGACGGAAGCCCCAUCUCUAACUUUAUCACCGGCCUUGUAAAUCAGUUCAGCGAUUAAAUACCAGAAACCAUCAUGAGAAUCCGGCCUUUUCUCACAAGUCUGCAGGCCCCCUCGCCCAUGAAAGCUCGGACACAAAGCCAGAAGCAUCACGAGCGCAAGACAGGCGGGAUACCUCCUCCUCCAGAGAGCCUCUUUCAUGAACUCACGCUGGUGGUCGAAAAUAAUCCAGACAAGGCUCCCAACAUGCCAAACAACUGGGACGACCCUGCGGGCAGUCCAGAGUACCAGACAGGCUGCCGCCCAGAUCUUCCAAAAGUACCAAAGGUUGGACGCGAUGAUGAUGGCGGUGCUCUGGAAGAUUCCAGCGGGCACAAGAAAAUACGUGAUGGGAUACACACCCAGGUAGAUCAGCACCGUGGUGAAAACAACCUCCCAUCCGCACUUGUGGCUCUGGGGGGCACGUAUAACCUACCGAGACUGGCUCCGUUCAACCCGAGGAAUGGGACCUGCACCCAGUACAGGACGAACCAAAACACGUCGGGGAUGCACAGGGAGAGGAUGAGAAAGGUGACAAGUCCGGUAAGGGUGUGGAUCCUGAUGUAGUCUCCCAAGCGGAUCCAGUAAUCGCGAGGGUAGAUUUCCAAGUAGUAGCGAGCUAGAUCGAAGUUGUCGGCGUUGACUAUGGUGUCCAUGAUAAUAUCGGGCAGGCGCCCGCGCUCACGCUGGGAUACAUCCAGGUGUCUUAGGUUGUCCAUUUUGGUGGAUCGCUUUUUGACUUGGAUGAAUAGAAAUUAUGUUGAGGCGUUGGUUGGGUGGUCGAAGACUUCCGGUGUCUUGUAAUGGAAACAAUCGUAAGCCUGCUGAAAAAUGUAAAUAAAUAAAAAAAUGGAUUCUGUGACGUGAUUAGCAUGUUUUCACAGGUAAAGGGGAGUUACUUGAUGAAGAAAAAAAGGCGGAUGAAAAAGCGAAGGAAGAAAACCAUUACUAGUUUGAUAUUGGCUUGCACCCCCGAUAGUUAAAA
This is a messenger RNA of Podospora bellae-mahoneyi, 1308 nucleotides long. RefSeq lists its product as uncharacterized. The transcript has 2 exons. The record is from RefSeq and is a predicted model, not a curated record. The coding region runs from base 360 to 890 and encodes 176 amino acids. NCBI's taxonomy places the organism in Eukaryota, Fungi, Ascomycota, Sordariomycetes, Sordariales, Podosporaceae.